Messenger RNA from Salmo salar (Atlantic salmon), 3176 nucleotides. Lineage: Eukaryota; Metazoa; Chordata; Actinopteri; Salmoniformes; Salmonidae. The record is from RefSeq and is a predicted model, not a curated record.
UCUCUCACUCCUUGCUGAGCCAGAGGGAGGUGCGAGAGAACGAGUUAAACUAGAGGAAGGUGGGAAGGAAACGUAAAACGCCUCGACAACAAUCUCUUCGGGUUGCGUGAUUAGAUUGGAGGGAACGUAUUCUCCUCAGCUACUUUCCUUUAAGGAUUUACGUUUGAUAAACCUACCUUGUCCCUUCCACCGUUUCAGAGGCUGAAACCACUGAACAAGAUCCUAAAUGAACGUUACGGUGGUGGAAAGAGAAAGAAAAUAAAAAAAUACUCUUCACAGAUUUCUGUGGCGAAAAGUGGAUUGUUCAGUUGUUUUUGAGGAUAUUUAUGACUUCCGAGGAUUUUUAAAAACCUAUUGGAGCAUUGCACCAGACAGACCGCUGUGAUUUUUGACAACUGCCCAACCUGCCGUAUGAGUUUCGCUAUGUCGUGACCAGAACAUCGCGUCCGGAUCCAGUCGAUCUUAUUAACUCUCAACAGCCUAUAGACUUAUCGAUCGGAUCCUGCGGUUUUGGUUUGAAUAUCGGAUCAAUAUAAGUUAUAUUGCGUAUCACUGAGGAGGACAGGAUGAGCGGAGGAGCGGACGUGGUGUGCGCCGGCUGGCUGAGGAAGUCACCGCCGGAGAAGAAGUUACGGCGCUAUGCGUGGAAGAGGCGUUGGUUUGUUCUGAGGAGCGGUCGACUGACCGGAGACCCUGACGUUCUAGAAUACUACAAACAUGACCACGCACGCAAACCCAUACGCAUCAUCAACAUGAGCCUCUGUGAACAGGUGGAUGCAGGCCUAACCUUUAAUAAAAAGGAUUUGGACAGUAGCUAUGUGUUUGACGUGCGGACAGUGGAGAGGGUAUUCUACCUGGUGGCCGACAGUGAGGAGGACAUGAACACAUGGGUCAGGUGUAUCUGUGACCUGUGUGGAUUCAACCCUACUGACCAUGAUAGACCCACCGUCACCGCCCAAACCCCUACAGUCACGGUCACCACGGGCCACGCCCCCGUCUCCGCGGCGACCGCCAUCGUGGCCCCUCCGCCCUACCAGCCGGUCGGUGCGAGGCACCUGGAAUCAGUUAGCAGUCAGGAGGAGGGAACAGAGUACCUGUGGCUGUCACACUGCCAGAGCAAGACGCCACACAGGCCUCCAGUUAGUUCCUACCACUCUACCUCCUCUGACACAACAGACUACAAUGAUAACACUCUCCCGUCCCACUGGCCUCCUCCCUCUUCUUCCUCCUCCUGUUCCUCACCCUCCUCCCUCGCUAAAGGCCUCCCCCCUCACGCCCACGCCAGCAUCGGCCCUCGGGCCGUCACCACGGAGACCAACCCGUUUAGCAAAUCGCAGGACAGCGCGUUAACCCCUGAAGUCCAUAGGGGCUGGACUAGGGGUCAUCCGUCCCCCCACCCCAGAAAACACUCCCUCCAGCUGCAGGCUGUGUCUCUCCCUCCCAUCUGUAAUGACAUGGUCUUCAACACAUCGAGCACUAUAAACACUAAAGCACACAGUUUCACUUCUAAUAGCAACACGACUUACCAGGUGCCCUCCUCUACUCCUACCGCAGGCUCACCCACACCAGGUCAGGGUGACUCCUCCACCCCUCCACCACGCCCCCCCAAGCCCCUGGUCUCUGCCCCAGCCGAGGUGUCUUCUCUGGCCACUCUGUCGGCCUCACUCCACCGGUCUGCUUCAGAACCAGAGAGGAGCUAUGGAGGAGGACGAGGUAGAGGAGGAGAAGGACAGGGAGGAAGGGGAGAAAGAGGCAACAAUCCCAGAGCACCUCGUUGUAACACCAUAGCUACCUCAGGCUAUACACACACAGGCACAGGUUCCCAGGAGAGCUAUGCUGUACCAAGGUCCCUCGCUGACCAGACCAGAGCCAGCAUGUCUGACCAGACCAGAGCCAGCAUGUUUGAGUUUAGCGACAACUUCAACAGCUACUUUAUGAAUAAAGGCAUGGUACCAUUAGGUGGAACGUGUCCAGGAAAGGAAGAUGUCGAUGAGAACUAUGUUCCCAUGAACACUGCCGACGCCUCCCUCGUCUCCUUACCUCCCCCCUCCUACCCCGACCCCACCUCCCUCGUCUCCUUACCUCCCCCCCUCCUUCCCCGACCCCAACUCCCUCGUCUCCUUACCUCCCCCUCCUUCCCCGACCCCAACUCCCAGGACCCCAACUACGUCAUUAUGACCCCAUGCCCUGGAGAAUUGCCUUCUCUGGGGAGACAGGUACCCCCGCCUGCACACCUGGGUUUCCGCUCCUCCUCCCACAACCCCCACACACGCCCAUCUCGCAGACACACCACCGGGGGAGGAGGAGGGGGAGGAGCGGGAGACACCCAACCACCACCCAUUCACCGCAACCUCAAACCCCGGAAAACAAGUCUGAUCAUGAUGGUUGUAGUGCUCUGGGGUGAUGUCAUAGGGUCAUACGUCAUCUGUUCAGUGACAUUGUUUAUGUUGAACAAAUCAGGUUUCAGCCCCAUCUCCCUCCACCCAAAACCCCUGGGCUUGGAGAGGACUGACUCACAGACUGUUGGAGAGUUCACACGGGCAAGGAGACUUAAGGUUAAACCCACCCCUCUGGACAUAACACCUGUGCAGGAGUGGGAGGAGAUACCGCCACCUGUACGAUCACCUGUCACCAGAACCUUCACCCGGGAUCCAUCCAGCUGCUACACGUGUCCGUCCGAUAGACCCUCUACCUGCCAAAGCUCCACCUCCAGCUCAGACUCGGACGACCCAGACGACAACUACGUUGCCAUGACAACAUCCAACAUCGCCCUCGCCGCCGUCGUGUCGACCCUGCGUGGGGACAGCCCCAUGGUCUUACGGAGGCCUAGAGGGGACAAACAGGUUGAGUACCUGGAUCUGGACCUACACACUGGUAGAGUGGCCACACCCCCACGACAGAAAAAGAGUGUGUUGGGUGGCUCGAUGGGCUCGAGCGAAGGUGAGCGUGCACGUGAGCGUGAAGGUGAGCGUGCACGUGAGCGUGUGGACUAUGUGGUCGUUGAUCCUGAGAGAACCAGAGCUCUGAAAAGUACCAGGGAGGCGUGGCACGACGGGAGACAGUCUACUGAGAAGGACAAAUAACACACACACACACACUGAACAGACACACACACACACACACACACUGAACAGAUACACACACACACAUUGAACAGUCACACACACACACACACA